AUGGGGGUGACACGGGGACACUGUGGUGACCCUGGGGACACUGUGGUGACAUUGGUGACCCCGGUGACCCUGUGUGACCCCGGUGACCCCACUGUCCCCAGGGAGGUGGCCCUGUCGGAGAGCGAGGCCGAGCAGGACGGGACCCACAACGGGGGACAGCAGAGUGCUGUGAGGCUGACUGAGAUCGGGCCCCGCCUGACCCUGCAGUUGGUGAAGGUGGAGGAGGGGCUGGGCCAGGGCAGCGUCCUGUACCACGGGCUGGUGCACAGGUCGGAGGAGGAGCUGCAGCAGCUGCAGCAGCGCCGGGAGCAGAAGCUGCAGCUCAAGGCCCAGCGGAGGCAGAAACAGGAGCAGGACCUGGAGAGGAAACGGCACCUGAGGCACCUGAACAGGGAGCGCAGCCUGGCCGGGAUGCGACGCCAGCAGGGCCAGGCCGGGACAGGUGACAGUUCCAGGACAGGUGACAGUUCCAGGACAGGUGACAAGGAGGGUGACAGCGACGUCGAGGACCCCGGUGCACCUGAGCCAGGUGUGGCCACACCCUCGGAGGACGAGGACGACGCCGAGUACUACAGACAGGAGGUGGGGGAGGAGCCUGACACAGAUUUGUUCCCCACCAAGAGGAAACGAAGCCCCUCAGGCACUUCCCGACCCCGGAAACGGCGGAGGCAGAGCCGGGAGACCCCAAAAUCCCACCCAGACACCCCCAAAUCCCACAGAAACACCCCCAAAUCCCACAGAAACACCCCCAAAUCCCACAGAAACAACCCCAAAUCCUACACAAACACCACUUACCCAAUCACACCCUCCGACACAUCCCCCUCUCAAAGCCUUCCUCCAAUGGGGAGGCGCGUUGCUGGGGGGGGUUGCCCGGCGGGUGGUGGCGGCGGCGGGGCCAAGAUGGCGGCGGCGGUGUCGGGGAGCGGGCCCGGAGCGGGGCCCGGGCGGGAGCCCCGAGCGGCGCCCGAGGAACCGCCGGCGGGGCCCGGGCGGGAGCCCCGAGCGGGGCCCGAGGAACCGCCGGCGGGGCUCGGGCGCGCCCCCGAGGAGGAGCUGCCGCCGCUCCCCCCCGCCGAGGUGCGGAGCCGCCUGGAGCGCAGCGCGAGGCAGUUCCGCAACCGGCGGAAGGUGCUGAUCAGGGGGUUACCGCCCGACGUGACCAACCAGGAAGUCCACGACCUGCUGAGUGACUACGAGCUCAAGUACUGCUUCGUGGACAAGUACAAAGGAACGG
Molecule: messenger RNA, 1234 nt
Organism: Corapipo altera (White-ruffed manakin)
Lineage: Eukaryota; Metazoa; Chordata; Aves; Passeriformes; Pipridae
Product: splicing factor, proline- and glutamine-rich-like
Exons: 8
Biological process (GO): ribosomal large subunit assembly; rRNA processing
Cellular component (GO): preribosome, large subunit precursor
Molecular function (GO): rRNA binding
Source: RefSeq, a predicted model, not a curated record